Molecule: messenger RNA, 156 nt
Organism: Postia placenta MAD-698-R-SB12
Lineage: Eukaryota; Fungi; Basidiomycota; Agaricomycetes; Polyporales; Adustoporiaceae
Exons: 3
Coding region: 1-156 (51 amino acids)
Source: RefSeq, a predicted model, not a curated record
AUGCAGUUCUUGAAAUUCGGCUCUUAUCUUGCUAUCAUCAGCUUUGCUGUCCUCCAGACUGCGGCCAUGCCUAAGCCUAUGCCUGUGCCCAACGCAGAUGAUGAGUUCCUGCCUGGGGUCAGUUUCAACAUGGACAAAUACGCCGGCGGUGAGUAA